AUGAGCAAAAUGUCGAAGAAUAAAUUAAAUUUGACCCUACCACCGGGGUCUAUAGACACAGCUCCGGCAGUAACUCCGUCUAAUAUGACUCCCCAGCUGAAAUCUGCAACAGCUUCAGAGAGGCAAGGCCUAGCUGGGAAGUCAAAGACUAGUAUUGAAGCUUUGACUGAGAGAUUGGAGCAAAUAGAGAUGGAUGACACACAAAGGAGAAGAAUAGAAGUAUUUUUAUGUCAGAAAGAAAAGAUCGGAGAGCUAAGUGAUGAUGACUUCGAGAAACUUGGCGAACUGGGUCAAGGAAAUGGUGGUGUGGUGAUGAAAGUACGUCACAAAUCAACUGGUCUUAUCAUGGCUCGGAAGCUUAUACAUCUGGAAGUAAAGCCAGCCAUAAAAAAGCAAAUUAUAAGAGAGCUGAAAGUUUUGCAUGAGUGUAAUUUUGCACACAUUGUGGGUUUUUAUGGAGCAUUCUAUAGUGAUGGUGAAAUUUCUAUAUGCAUGGAAUAUAUGGAUGGUGGAUCACUGGAUUUAAUUUUGAAGAAGGCUGGUAGGAUUCCUGAAUCUGUAUUAGGAACAAUAACAUCAGCAGUUCUCAAAGGUCUGAGUUAUUUGCGAGACAAACAUGCAAUUAUGCACAGAGAUGUGAAGCCGUCCAAUAUUUUGGUGAACAGUAAUGGUGAGAUCAAGAUUUGCGAUUUUGGUGUCUCUGGGCAGCUUAUUGAUUCUAUGGCCAACUCAUUUGUCGGCACUAGGAGUUAUAUGUCUCCUGAACGUCUUCAAGGCACGCAUUAUUCGGUUCAAUCAGACAUAUGGUCCCUGGGACUGUCCCUUGUGGAGAUGGCAAUAGGCAUGUACCCCAUACCCCCGCCUGAUGCUAAAACACUGGCUUCUAUAUUUGGAGGACAGAAUGAAGAUCAUUCACCUGGACAGGCACCUAAUUCCCCUAGACCAAUGGCUAUAUUUGAACUACUGGACUAUAUAGUGAAUGAGCCGCCACCCAAGUUGCCCACUGGAGUGUUUUCUGAUGAGUUCACAGACUUUGUAGAUCGCUGUCUCAAAAAGAACCCCGAUGAGCGCGCUGACCUUAAGACGCUUAUGAAUCACGGCUGGAUCCGUUCGGCGGACGCGGAACGCGUGGACAUAGCGGGAUGGGUCUGCAAGACUAUGGAUCUGAUGCCCUCCACGCCCAAUUCCAAUGUGUCUCCUUUUUCUUCAUAA
Molecule: messenger RNA, 1212 nt
Organism: Pieris macdunnoughi
Lineage: Eukaryota; Metazoa; Arthropoda; Insecta; Lepidoptera; Pieridae
Source: the annotation of a GenBank genome assembly